Molecule: messenger RNA, 1577 nt
Organism: Drosophila virilis
Lineage: Eukaryota; Metazoa; Arthropoda; Insecta; Diptera; Drosophilidae
Product: WD repeat domain phosphoinositide-interacting protein 3
Biological process (GO): protein lipidation; autophagy of mitochondrion; protein localization to phagophore assembly site
Cellular component (GO): extrinsic component of membrane; phagophore assembly site membrane; cytosol
Molecular function (GO): phosphatidylinositol-3,5-bisphosphate binding; phosphatidylinositol-3-phosphate binding; protein binding
Source: RefSeq, a predicted model, not a curated record
UAAAAUAAUACCAAUUUUAAGAUAUACUACAAUUUAUUGAAAUGGUCAAAAAGUAUAAUAAAACAAAAUAUGUGCAUUCUUGAUUUACUAAAUGGUUUAACAUAAAAUUAUAAAAUUAUUAACUAAAUACAAUACAUAAUUAUUUAUAUGCACACACAAAAUUAUCAAAAUUAAUCAAGUCGCACAUUUGUAUUAAAAUACCGCACAAUGACUUUGCUUGGACCAUUUUGAGUAGAAUUGAGUUGGCAGCUCAACAGCGCAACACCAUAUACAUGUUGGCAGCCCUAGCUAAAUGCAUGAAAGAAAAUAAAUAGGAAUCAUCACGCAGUUAACAAUUUUGGGGUGUUAAAGCCGAACAAACAAUUUGCAAACCAUUGGGCUUGCGAGUGCAGCGACCUCAUUAUGAAUUUAACGGAGCAGAAUCCGUAUGGCAAUGGCCUGCUCUAUGCUGGCUUUAACCAGGACCAAGGAUGUUUUGCUUGUGCCACGGACACCGGGUUCAGGGUGUACAACUGUGACCCGCUUAAAGAGAAGGAACGCCAAUACUUUCCUGAAGGUGGCCUAAGCCAUGUUGAAAUGCUCUUUCGCUGCAAUUAUCUGGCGCUUGUUGGUGGCGGUAUUCGGCCUUUGUAUCCGCCCAACAAGGUGAUUGUCUGGGAUGAUCUCAAGAAAUCACCGGCCAUAACUCUGGAUUUCAAUCAACCUGUGCGCGCUGUACGCCUGAGACGGGAUCGGAUUGUCGUUGUGCUGGAGGGCAUCAUUAAAGUGUAUACAUUUACACAGCAGCCACAGCAGCUGCAUGUGUUUGAAACAAGCUCCAAUCCCAAUGGCCUGUGCGUCUUGUGCCCGCACAGCAAUAAAAGCCUACUCGCAUUCCCGGGCCGACGUACCGGUCAUGUACAAAUCGUUGAUCUUGCCAAUACAGAGCGUGCCCCAUUGGAGGUGAUUGCGCAUGAGGCGGCCAUCAGUUGCAUUGCAUUAAACUUGCAGGGCACUCGUUUGGCCACCGCCGGCGAAAAAGGUACACUAAUACGCAUUUUCGAUACGGAGAAUGGCAAAAAGGUAUCAGAGCUGCGGCGCGGCAGUAAUCAUGCAAACAUAUUUUGCAUCAAUUUCAAUCAUCAGUCCACAAUGAUUGUUGUGGCCUCCGACCAUGGAACCAUACACGUCUUUAAUUUGGAGGACAACAAGGCGCGCGAAUCAUCGCUUCCGAUCAUACCCAAGUAUUUCUCAAGUCAAUGGAGUUUUGUUAAAUUUUCCAUACCGCAGGGACCUCGCUGCAUUUGUGCCUUUGGUGCCGAAUCCAAUUCGGUUGUGGCUAUUUGUGCGGAUGGACACUACUACAAAUUCCUAUUCAAUAACAAGGGCGAAUGCAGUCGGGAUGUUUGCACGCAGUUCCUAGAGCUGCAGGAUGACGAAACAUAAAGUCGAACAAUUACUGUGUGGCACCUAUAUAAGCAUAUUAAUAUAUAUACAUGAAAUUCGUGUUACACAAUAUUAUAUUUAAGCAUGCUUUAAACCUACCUUACAAGUUCACAUAAAACUGUAGUUAACAAUUGUAAAUGUUACACAACUAA